Molecule: messenger RNA, 1341 nt
Organism: Aspergillus oryzae RIB40
Lineage: Eukaryota; Fungi; Ascomycota; Eurotiomycetes; Eurotiales; Aspergillaceae
Gene: hmgX
Product: protein hmgX
Exons: 1
Coding region: 1-1341 (446 amino acids)
Biological process (GO): cilium assembly
Source: RefSeq, a predicted model, not a curated record
AUGAACCAGUCGUUGAUGCUGUCUUUAUAUCAACCACGACGAAUGAUAAUCAUCUUAAAUACAAUUCGACUCCCAGCCGUGGAUUGGUCACCGGGUAUCUUGCUAGCCCACCAUUUCAUUGAACCAACACCUACAUCGCCUAUGAAUAAUGAUGAUUGCAUUCUUCCCAAUGAUACAUCACCCAAUUCGGUCAGCGAGGUGAUGGCAACUUGGGGCUUGCGUCGGCUGUGGACGGGUGUUGCAUGGAAAGGGUCGGCUGGGCGCGGGUAUCUCGAAAUAGCCGGCGUGCAGAUGACCCUGGGUAAAACAUCCGCCACAAUGACGAUGAAGCUUAUCACGGCUUCAUUCGCUUUAAUUAAUGGCACUAUACCGUUUUCAUUCUUCAUCGAUAUACAUAAUCUGGUCCUACAUAAUAUCCGCAGUACAACACCUGAGAUAUACAAUCCCUUGUAUCAAGUCCUCCUGCUACACUUACUCACGACCAAAAUCAAACCAUCCUAUCUACAUCUAUACUUCAUCAAAUCACACAAACCAAUUACCUCCAAUCAACAGAACCCCAAAGAAAAAAAAAAAAAGAAAAAGAAAAUGGACUCAAUAACAAUCUCUCCCACAAAACCAAACCUAACAACCAACGACUCAGCCGUCCUCCAAGCCCUCUUCGACGCCGAAUCCUCCCCUUCAAAUGGCAUCACAAUCAACCCAUCUCUACCCCCCUUCCCAGCUCACCUAAACAUCGACCCCACGCUCCACGAAACCCUCAAGGCCCGCGAAAUAACCAUCGUCCGCACCCUGGCAUCACCCAACCCGACCCCCGAAACCAUCCAAUCCGCCAUUGACCAGCUCUCCACCCUGAUAACAGAACACCCAACCUACCCACCCGCCUACGUGAACAGAGCCCAAGCCCUCCGCAUGCUCAUCUCCACCCACAAUGGCGGCCAAGCAGAAGAAACAGAAACAGACCUCUUCACUCCACAAAACGCAGAGACCGUAUCCUCUCUCCUGUCUGAUCUGGGCGAAGCGAUUGGUCUUGCCACGCCGCGGUCACCGGCGGAUCCUGUCUCAGAGGUCCAGGCGCGUUUACUGGCUGAUGCGCAUACGCACCGGGGGUAUUUGUUGCUGAGGUUGGCGAAGGUGAAGAAGAGUGGUGAAGCGUUCGAGGGGACGGGAAGAUGGAGCCAGUUGGAUGCGGAUCGGUUGGAGGAGAUGGCGAGUCGGGACUUUUUCUUUGGAGGACGGUUUGGGAACAAAGUUGCUCAGCAGUUGGCUGUGCAGACGAAUCCUUAUGCGAAGAUGUGUGGGGCUAUUGUUAAGGAAGCGUUGAGGAAGGAGGUUGAGGGGUGA